CAGGCUUGUUGCUCUGCGCGCACUGACUGCGGUGCGGAGACGGAGGGGCAGCGCGCGUUAAGUGGCGCCAUCUCUACACGUGAUCGGUCUGCGCUGCCUGCUGCGAAGCGCCCGCCCGGCAGGCCCCAGCGAAGUUUGUGCUCCCAGGGCAGCGCCACUGGAGGCGGCCGACGCGCCCGUUCAUCCAGGAUGAAGCCCGCCUCGCGCCGGCGCGGCGCCCUCGCGCUCCUGGCCCUGGCCGGAUGCGGGGUCGCGCAGAACAUGGGGCAAUGGGUCGGAGGCGAGCAUUGCGCGGGCUCCCACUGUGGGCCCAGCAAGUCGGAGCCCGAAGAGCCCAGCAAGGAGGCGCAGCGAUUGGCUCGCGAGGCGUUGGCAGGCGGCGGGUCGGGGUGGUUUGAAUACGAUAUACUCGACGGCAACCGCUUCGACGGCUUGGGCGUCGUCCAAUAUUUGGGCAGCGGCGUCAAGGUCGACUUUUCGGCGGACGCCGCGAACUACUACUCGCGCUCGACGGGCCACCGGACGGGCGACCGCGAAAAUGCAGCGCGCAUGACUCUCGCGGCGGAGGGCGACUUCUCGGGCGACCACGCGACGCAGUGGAGCCUCGGGGCGCCGGGCGCCUGGUUCUCGAUACGGCUGGUCGACCACGCGCUGCGGCCGACCUACUACGUCUACCGCGGCGACAUGGGCGGGGGAGGCAAUCAUCCGAGGACCUGGACGCUCGAAGCCUCCGCCGACGGCCAGAACUGGACGCCGCUCCGCGAGCACGACGACGACGAUGGGAGCGUCACCAAUACCCAGGCGGGCGGGUGGCCGCUCGAGGCCGAGGAACACUUCUCGUAUUUUCGCAUUCGGAACCGCGGCCACCCGAACCAUCUCUGCUGCAGCGGCGUCGACUUUUACGGGGAACUCGUCCACCGGAAGGGGGCGGGCGCGGUGCCGGUCACGUCAUUUGCGGAGGAACCCGGGGCGGCGAGCGGCGGGCUCCGGGAAGCGCUCGACGGCGCGCCGCGCCUCAAGUUGGUCGCCGCGGGCUCGGACGAUGCGCUGCACUUCGACAACGCGGCGACGCUGCGCGCGGGAGGCGAGGCGCCGCUGACGGCGAACGGCAAGAACGUUGGGCUCUACUGGUCGCAGCCGCGGAAUGCCUGGGGCCACUGGGAUUACAUUGACCUCGGCGUGAGCGAAAAGCUGCGCCCGCUGCGCGUCAAGCUCGACGGGCCCUAUAUCGUCUGGGAGGGGGGACAAGGCGAGUUCGCCUUCGACGUUUCGAUGUGGCAGCUUCACGAGGGCCGACACCUCGUUCUGGUCCAGGCGUGCGAAGGUAAUCCGGGAGGACCGACGCGGAUGUCGCAGGACGCGGCCGGACGAGACUUUGUCCUUUAUGCCGACGGCACGAUCGGGCCGCGCACCGCGACGCAUCUGCGGCUCGGCGUCGUAUCGAAGAUUGGUAACCUUCGGCCUGGAUGGUCGGCGCACGAGGACAUCGACAUGGCCUAUCAAGGCGACGUCGAAAUCAUCCACAACUGGCGCGAGGAGCACUCCAUCGAGGACCUCCAGCGCAUCGUCGAGCGCAAGGGCUACUCGGCCAUCUCCGUGGGCAGCUUCGACCACGCGGCUCUGAAAAAGUUCCCGUACCAGCUCACCGCCGGCCACUGCGAGCCGUCUCCGGGGUACUCGAACACGUUCUACAUCUGGGGCGGUCGGGGCGGCGGCGGCGGGUCGGCCGACGGCAGCGAGGUGGCGCCGAAGGAACCCGGGGAGGGUUCCGGCGGCAGCCUGAGGAAGGUAGAGGUUGGUCGUGUUAUGUCGUGGUACGACUACCGCGCGCGGGCGAAGCAAGAGGGCGGGCGCCUGCCCACGACCGCGGAGCUAAGAGCCGCAGGCGUCGAUGUCGGCUACGAUCAGUGGACGCCGAUCACGCCGAGCCCGGGCGACCAGGAAACGGGCCGCCGCGACGGCGCGCGAGGCAAGGACGAGAACGCCUGGGCCAAUAUCGGUCCGCGCAAGUACCAGAUCGAGUAUCCCGCCUGGGGCCUCGACGCGAGCGAGCAUCCAUGGAAGCGGCUCACCUACUUUUACGUCGUGUCUGAUUUUGGCAAGGACUGGGACGGGUUCGAGGACGACGAGUCCGGCGCCUUGGGCAUCAUCUCGUCGGUGCAGCCCAAGAUCAUCGAUUCGAGGUUGGUGCUCGUUCGACGGGGCAGCCCGAACGUGCUCCGCUUCGACCACUGGCAAGCCCUGCAGGCCGGGAGCGCGGCGCCCUUGACUGUCGACGCGUCGCACCCCGGGAAUGGAAUUGGGACGAUGUACCCUGAAGAACGAAGAUUCCAGGAGUGGAGAUACACAGAAUCAAAAUGUGUGGCGGAGCGAGACGCGUGCUCCGUUCAACUGGUCCAGGGAAAGUUUCUGAAGCGGGUCGACGCGAACCUAGUGCUUGACGUGGCCUUUUGGAAGUUUCACGAGGGGACCGCGGUCAAUUGGGUCGGCGGCGGAAGCGACGACCGCACGUACCUCCACGGCGGCGGCCGCGACUUCCGCGUCAACUCGGACGGGUCGAUCUGCCUGGUCAACCACCCGCGCUUAUGCCUGGGCGUCAUCGACCCCGAGAGCCGGGUCCGCCUCUUUAGGUGGAGAAGGUGGUUGUCCAAAGUGCAGGGCGUAUGUUCUAACGAUUGGCCCGAGUUCCCUGGCGACUACCCAUACGAAGCAUUCGCGAACUCGGGAAAAUGCAGAGGAGGUGAUUUCGACGAAGACGUCGGCACGGUCGCUGACAUCGGUGAGUGUUGGAGCAGGUGCCAGGAUCUCAACGAGCCCGGAAAAACGUCGUAUUGCGCUUCGAUGCAUCAAACGUCGAUGGAAUGCUCCUGCCAGGGCGCAGAUCCUGACGGCGACUUCGACGAGCUCGAGUGCCUCGAGGACGUCGGGGAGUACACGCUCGCCGUGCACGAGGGCUGGCGCGGCUCGCGGUGCUACGGCAACGACGGACGCGUGUGCGCGUGCGACGGCGGCGAUUACUGCCUGCCGUGCGAUUACUGCCUGCCGUGGACGCGGGAACAUAUGGCAGGACCCUUCAAGGAGGGACUGCUCAGCUACGCCUUUCUGGCCAUAGGAUUCAGCUUGCUGCUCGGCCCUGGCGUCUGGCUUAUUGUGCGCGUGGGCCUCUGCUGGGUCGCGAUCCCCGGCCUCAUGGCCGCUGCCCCCCCUGGAACUGGCGUCGUCGCGUUCCUUUGGAUUCUCGUCGGCAUAAUCGUCUACAGGUGCAUAGAAACAGCAGCAGCAGCAGCAACAGCAGCAGCAACAGAAACAGCAGCAGCAACAGACACAAGAGCAGACGCUGUAGCGGAGGUCGAUAAGGCGAAUGAAAACUGUCAGACGCCGCUAUACAUCGCCUGCCAGAACGGCCACGUUGACACUGCGCGGCUGCUGCUGGACAACGGCGCGGAGGUCGAUAAGGCGAAUGAAAACGGUGUGACGCCGCUGUACAUCGCCUGCGAGAAAGGCCACAUCGAUGUGGCGCGACUGUUGCUGGAGAAAGGCGCGAAUGUCGACAAGGCGAAGAAGGACGGUGCGAUUGAGGCAAAUGAAUCUACUACUCAAGUCAUGCAAAACCCACCGCCGCCGCGUCAUGAUUUACUAAAUAUGUAUUCGGGUGAAAUUGGAAUAUGUGUUCUUUUGUUUUAUUUUUUUGGCUUGUAUCAGCAUGCAUUAUAAUGAGAAUAAGAAUGAUACUUCAGAAAUGGAAGCACGACAAUGUGAUACAAAAGGAUUUGGUUUAGCAUUAUAGAAAAAUUAUUGCCGGAAAGAUAAAAAUGAAUGGAAUAUGAAUCCAAAAACGACACAUUGGGAACAACGUUGCUGUUGAACUAUUCUUUACUGCCAUGAAGAUAGGAAGUUCAUGUCGUACUCGGAGCCCCCGUUAGACUUCCCCUGUUCACACUAAUUUUCCCCUGCCUCGAG
Molecule: messenger RNA, 3960 nt
Organism: Pelagomonas calceolata
Lineage: Eukaryota; Pelagophyceae; Pelagomonadales; Pelagomonadaceae
Source: the annotation of a GenBank genome assembly